Molecule: messenger RNA, 1014 nt
Organism: Nothoprocta perdicaria
Lineage: Eukaryota; Metazoa; Chordata; Aves; Tinamiformes; Tinamidae
Gene: BCDIN3D
Product: BCDIN3 domain containing RNA methyltransferase
Exons: 2
Coding region: 1-843 (280 amino acids)
Biological process (GO): miRNA metabolic process; negative regulation of pre-miRNA processing
Cellular component (GO): cytoplasm
Molecular function (GO): RNA methyltransferase activity; O-methyltransferase activity
Source: RefSeq, a predicted model, not a curated record
AUGGCGGCGCCCAUGCGUGACGGCGUUCCCGCCUUGGCGCCCGGCGCUGCCCCCUACGGCAACUUCCCCCAUUACUCCCGGUUCCACCCGCCCGAGGGCCGCGUCCGCCUCCUGCCGCCGGGGCUCCUGCGGCGCCUCUUCCCCGCCGCCGCCCGCCCGCUCCUGGGGCUCGACGUGGGCUGCAACUCGGGGGAGCUAAGCGUGGCUUUGUACAGGCGCCUGCUCGGCCUGCCGGAGGACGGAGGCAGCCGGGACGAGCCUGACGCGGGGCAGGACCUGAACCUGCUGUGCUGCGACAUCGACGCGGCGCUGGUCGAGCGGGCUCGGCAGUGCAGCCCCUUCCCUGCCUCCAUCUCCUUUGCCCAGCUGGACAUCAUGGACCGCGGUGCCAGGGAGCCCUUCCUGCGCUCCCACCUGCGCCGCUUCGGCCGCGCCGCCUUCGACAUCGGCUUUUGCAUGUCCGUGACCAUGUGGAUCCACCUGAACCACGGCGACAGCGGCCUCGUGGCCUUCCUGGCCUUCCUGGCCUCUCUGUGCAAGUACCUGCUGGUGGAACCGCAGCCCUGGAAGUGCUACCGGGCGGCCGCGCGGCGCCUCCGCAAGCUGGGCAGGAACGACUUCGACCACUUCCGCUGCCUCGCCAUCAACGGGGACAUGGCGGCGAGGAUCACGGAGAUCUUGACCAGGGAUUGUGCCAUGGACUUGGUGUGCUGCUUCGGCAGCACCAGCUGGGACAGGAGCCUCUUGCUCUUUAAAGCAAAGGGAUCCGAUCCCGAGGGCAGGGAGCCCUCGGAGCAGCGCGGUGAUGGACGGGAACGGCCUCUCGCGCUCGUGACUUCCUAGGAAAGAAGGUGUGUGCUGGUUACGGAGUCACGUCUGGGAGUUGCUACAUGCCCGCCGGCAUCCCAUCGUCACCUCCCGAGGGAAUUGGGGAGGGCAGAAAGUCAACUCUGCCUUCUUUUUUCGCUUGGUUUUCCUCUAUCUGCAAAAUGCAGUGACAUCCCUGCCUUGUGG